Molecule: messenger RNA, 1908 nt
Organism: Linnemannia hyalina
Lineage: Eukaryota; Fungi; Mortierellomycota; Mortierellomycetes; Mortierellales; Mortierellaceae
Source: the annotation of a GenBank genome assembly
AUGAAGACCGCAAUGAUUAGCUUGACCGUUGUCCUCGGACUCUUGGUCGCCUCAGCCAAUGCUGCCCCUAUCAUCGCCAAGCGCGAUGACAGCGUCGCUUCCUGCCCUGCUACCCUUAGCGGUCCUUCGGGCAAUGCCUACUUUGCUUUCAGCACAAACCUCAACAUCCAGACGGCCAGAGAGGCCUGUGCCUCCUGCUAUGGCGGAUCCUUGGCCGAUGUUGGUGCUGCCGACCUCCAGUUCUUGAGCAAGAACCUCGAGAGUGCCUCCUGGAUCAAAGCCUGGAAUGGUGAUAAUUACUCCAGCAGCUGUUUGACCAUCCAGCCCAGCGUUGGCACUCAACCCGGAGUUGGUGUCGAUGCUAACUGUGCAUCUCAGAUGUGGCCCCUUUGCACAGCGAGUGCAGGGCAAUCCGAGGGCCUUCAAAGGAUCGAAGAAGAGCAGCCAUCAGGAGAGGAGACAAUCAUCACCCUUGCCGUCCCUUACAAACAGACGAACGCAGCAACCACCCCAGAGAUGGUUACAACCUUGGACGUCACUCUUGAACCCACCAAGGUCGGCGCUGAGGUCAACGCUGAGGAGGCUGCAGCUAUCGUCGUCGACGAGGAGCCAUCCAAGGUUUUGAAUAAGGCCGCAGCUCAGGAGGUCAUUCCCGAUUCAACGGCCCCUGCCGCCCCAUGCGUCACCUGUCCCGGUCCUGAGGCGAGCGCUGCUGAAGUCGUCGUCAUUGAACAGCCUACCAAGGUCGAGGCUGAGGCCAACGCUGAUAUUGUUCCUGAUGCUACUCAUCCCAUUGACCCCACCGUGACCUGCCCCAAGAGGCCCGAUGGCACCUUCGAGACUGAGAGUUGCGUCCAGUCUGAGGAGAUUGCUGCCGCUGUCGUUGUUGAGGAGCCCACCGAGGUUGCCGCCGAGGCUAACGCUGUUGUUCUCGAUUCAACUGGUCCCUCCAGUCCUGAAGUUACCUGCCUUCGCGGUGUUAAUGGCGAAAUCCAAACCGAUGGCUGCGUCGUCCAUGAUGAAGAUGCUACCGUUGUUCAGGAGGAUGUCGCGGAGCCCAUCGCCCCCGCCGCUGCUCCUGAGGUCACCGCCCCUGAUGCCACCGCUCCUGAGGUCACCGCUCCUGAGGCCACCGCUCCUGAAGUCAUCGCCGCUGAGGUCACCGCCCCUGAUGCCACCGCUCCUGAGGUCACCGCCCCUGAUGCCACCGCUCUUGAGGUCACCGCCCCUGAUGCCACCGCUCCUGAGGUCACCGCUCCUGAGGUCACCGCUCCUGAGGUCAUCGCUCCUGAGGCCACUGCUCCUGAGGUCACCGCUCCUGAGGUCACCGCUCCUGAGGUCACCGCUCCUGAGGUCAUCGCUCCUGAGGCCACUGCUCCUGAGGUCAUCGCUCCUGAGGUCACCGCUCCUGAGGUCAUCGCUCCUGAGGCCACUGCUCCUGAGGUCACCGCUCCUGAGGUCACCGCUCCUGAGGCCACUGCUCCUGAGGUCGCCGCUCCUGAGGUCGCCGCUCCUGAGGUCGCCGCUCCUGAGGUCGCCGCUCCUGAGGUCGCCGCUCCUGAGGUCGCCGCUCCUGAGGUCACCGCCCCUGCCGCUGAACCUGUCAUUGCUGAAGCAGCCGCCCCAGCUGCUGCAGAAGUUUGUGCUCCUGCUGUUGAGACCGUCGACGCCUUGACACUCGAGAAGGAGAAGGUUCAAGCCGCGUUCGAGGAAGAUACCGGUUCAUGCUCGAGCCAACUCGCUAUUGGAGAGCAGGAUCCUCUGGUUAACGAGUACAUGAUCGAGACCCUCGCCGAGACUGCCACUUGCUCUGAAGCCAGACAGGAAGCCCUUGCUGCCGAUGUUCAGGCUCGUGUUGCCCGCUACGAGGCUGCCCAAACCGCCCUUCAGGCUCCCUCCUCCGCGUAA